Molecule: messenger RNA, 1233 nt
Organism: Malus domestica (apple)
Lineage: Eukaryota; Viridiplantae; Streptophyta; Magnoliopsida; Rosales; Rosaceae
Product: protein FAR1-RELATED SEQUENCE 5-like
Biological process (GO): regulation of DNA-templated transcription
Source: RefSeq, a predicted model, not a curated record
AUGACAUUUGGAGAAGUUGGAGUCCUACUACAAUACUUUUCCAAACAAAUAUUGGAAAACCCAUCAUUCUAUGAACUACAGUUGGACAAAGAGGAGCAAAUAACAAACAUGUUUUGGGCAGAUGCUAAAAUGAUAAUUGAUUAUAGCCAUUUUGGAGAUGUUGUAAGCUUUGAUACAACUUAUAAAGUCAAUGAAUUGGAUCGACCCUUUGUAGUGUUUGUUGGCUUUAAUCAUCACAAAGAGAUUGUUGUAUUUGGAGCAGCUUUAAUGUAUGAUGAGACCGCCACUUCAUUUAAAUGUGCUUGUAAAAAUGUGAAUACUCUGUUCAGAGGUGAGGAAGGAGUUCACUCACAAUGCUUUGACAAAAUUUUUGACCACAUUAAGGAGGAAAGUGAGUUUGUUGCUGCUUGGUAUUCUAUGCUUGAUGAGUAUGAUGCACAUGAGAAUGACUGGGUUCUUACCGAUACUAGGUAUAAGGAGUGGGAAGCGGAGUAUGACCUACAAUUCAGAAUUGUAUAUGCCAAAUUUGAUAUCAAAUUAUUGAAACAAGCUAGGGAAGUUUACACGAAAGCAAUAUUCAAAUUGUUUCAAGAUCAAUUUGAAGAAUCCAUUGAAUUGUCAAUAACAAACCGUGUUGCUGAUGGGGAUAACUUAUACACGGUUGAACUAGAUGAUAAGUCUAAGACGUAUGGUGAAAAGGGAAGGUGGAGUAAAGAAGCAAAAGUUGACAGUGUGGUAAACAUGUGUGGGCAUGAGAUUCAAGUCAAGCCUAAAUUGCAACAAGCUUUUAGAUAUAAGUCCUUGUGUUCUAUAUUCACUAGAUUAUCAACAAGGGCAUCUGAAAAUGUAAAGGCAUACCAACUGGUGAUUGAGCAAGCAAAUAAAUUGGCAAAAAUGGUUGAAGACCUUUUACAUCUAGAAGUGAAUGAUGAUGUGCAUGAGAAAAGACAUACCAACUAUAAUAGCCAAAUGGCCAAUUACUUGGAGAAUGUUGAUGUCAUCAUUCCAAAAAGGCUUAAGAAGAAAGAAAAGUCUUAUCGAAGAAGACGAAGAAUUAGGAGUGCUUUGGAAAAAGUCUUACCAAGAAAAAAGAAGUCUAAUCAGACUGCACUAUCUGCUCUCCUCCUUCUCCCUUUGUCACAAACUCUACACGUCGGCUGUCGAGUCAUUGACCACUACACCAUAUUCCAAAUCCAAACUUCCAUGGUUCCACCUCCAACAACCUCCAAAUAG